Messenger RNA from Prinia subflava (tawny-flanked prinia), 3911 nucleotides. RefSeq names its product syntaxin-binding protein 4-like. The transcript has 22 exons. Lineage: Eukaryota; Metazoa; Chordata; Aves; Passeriformes; Cisticolidae. The coding region runs from base 707 to 2827 and encodes 706 amino acids. Gene Ontology annotation, molecular function: protein binding. The record is from RefSeq and is a predicted model, not a curated record.
CAGGCAGCGCCUGGCCCCGCAGCACGCCGCGGUGAUUCAGCCCGGAGCCCGCCCCGGGGGAUGCUGCGAUCCCCGGGGCUGUGGGCGACAGGGGGACACACCACGGGCUGUCCCGGCGGGCUCCCGGCAGCUGCAGGGGGGCGCUGGAGAUGAUGCCCCAGCGCCGCGGUGCCUCGGCAGGGCCGGGCCACGGCACCGGGGCAGGCUCAGGGCGGCCCCGCCGUGCCCGCGGCUGCUGUCCUGCCCCGGAGCGGGGUGACACUGCUUUAGACAAUCCGAACCGGUGAGACCGGGAGAGGCCGGCCCUGCCCUGAGCCGGCCGCGGCAGCGGCACCCGCGCCCGCCCGCUCCCCGCGGUUUCGGCAAACCCAGGGCCCGUCCUGUCCCGGCGGCACAAAGCAGUCCCGGCAUCACGCCCAGCACCGCCCGGGCCCGCGUUGCGACAGCCCCGGCAGCGGGCGGCUCUCCCCACAGCAGCGCCCCUCGGACCGCUGGGCUGCGGAGGGCGCGCACCCAAGCGCACCCCAAGCGCAGCGUGGGGUGCCCCGAUGAGGGGGGUGCUGGGCUGGGUGCCCUGUAGGGCUGGCCCCUAAAGCAGAGCUGCACACAAGAGCGGGGACGGGACAAGGCGGUGGCGGCUGCCGUGGGCGGAGGACUGCGCCUCCUCAGGGGACCUGUCACCGGGCUGGGAGGCGACAGGACACUUAUGGGACCGUACGGGAUGGACAGAACCGUGCACUGCUUUGACUUCUACGAGUGUGCAAACGGGCUGGGCAUUAAGGUCAUCGGUGGCAUCAAGGAGCUCACUGGAGAGGAGUAUGGGGUUUAUGUCAAGAGGAUCCUCCCGGGGGGUGUCGCUCACGCUGACGGUCGCCUGCAACCAGGAGACCAGAUCCUGGAGGUCAAUGGAGAUUCCCUAAUUGGGGUUACAAGCGAGAGGGCCGUGGACAUCCUGCGGACGGCGUCGGCCACCAGCCACAUGCGCCUCCUGAUAGCCCGCGACGACGACGCCAGGAGGGAGUUCUCUGAGCUGCUGGAGAAGUUCGGCUCCCAGAGCAACACAGGCUCGGCGCGGAGCUCGCCAGUCCUGCACGGUGGCAGUCGGUACCUGGAGAGCACCUCCUCGGGCUCGUCCUCACGCUCGCAGAGCCCGCUGCUGCUGAGCCCCGCCAACCCCCACGGCCCCUUCCUCGGGACCCUGGCGCACCCUCCGCACGCACACUACUCCGUUGACUCAGGAAUCCAGAGCAUUUCUGUAGCAAACUCCUCUGGCUUGGGGCUGACAAUCAGUGGGGGAUCCAACAGGCCCGACGGGCCCAUGGUUUAUGUCCAGGAGCUUUUGCCAGAUGGGGACUGUUACAAGGAUGGUCGGCUCCGACCUGGAGACCAACUCAUCGCUAUCAACAGAGAUUCUCUGGUGGGCAGCACACAUGAGGAGGCCAGAAAAAUAAUUGAAAAAGCCAAAUUCAGGCACGAGGGAAGCACAGAAGUGGCCUUUAUCCCUGGGAGGGGACGGUUACACCCCGGACUGUCAGCUCACAACAACAUCCCAUCCCCACCUCCAAAGGCCGUGGGGAACGGCCUGAGCUCCUGCAGGCUGAAGGUCCACGUCAGGUCCCCAGAGAAUAGACGUGAAAAUCCUUUUCCUGUGCCUUCGUUGUCACCGGACAUUUGUCCACCAGAGCUUACGGUCUCAGCACCUGCUUCAGCUUCUAACUACAAAGCAGCUUCAGGCACCAAACCUAAGGUAGCACUGGACCCCCAUAUCCGGCUCAAAGAUGGAAAACUGGAACUGGUUCUGCAGUAUCUUGGUCUGGAUGUGACCGAGGAGAAGAAGAGGCAGCUCCGGCAGAGCCUGACCACGGACGCGCAGGGGACUGUGGCCUAUGGAGAUGUCCUGCAAGCACUCAGGGAUCUGCUGCAGGAGGAGCUGGACGAGGCUGGUCUGGCUUCGGGCUCCGUGCUCUUCACUCAGCACGAAGUGGCCAAUUUGCUGGAUACAUCGGCCUUCCACUCCCCGACCUUUGACUCUCUCAGCUGCAACGGCAACGAGGACCUGGAGCAGCUGCAGCUGGAGAUGAGGGAUCUGCGGCACGAAGUCCGCAGGCUGAAGUCUCUCCUGAGAGAAGUGGAGACCAGCAAGAAAUUGAUGGAGGACGAGCUUCAGAGGCUGAACCAAAAGGCGCUGGGGUUCCUGUCGGAGAACCGGACCCUGCACAGCAAGCUGCAGAUGGCCGAGGUGGUGCAGAGACAGGCACACAGCGCCGAGCAGGACUACGAGGAGGUGAUCCACCUGCUGGAGGCUGAAAUUGCAGAACUGAAGAUGCAGCUGGCAGGGAAAAAAGCAAAGCACGUCUCUGAAAUAGAGGAGGACAUCCUGGAGCUGAAGAGGCAGCUGUCCCUGGCUGAUAGCCAGCUCCGAAAAUCCGAAGUCUCACGGAAGCGCCUGGAGAUCUGCAAUAGGAAACUGCUCCUGUUCGUGCAGAACAUUCACAAGGUCCUGAGCACACACAGUCAUUUACCAGAUGAGAAAAGCGUCAACCAUGAAACAGAAGAGGAUAAAACAGAUGCAGUCUCAGACACAUCUCUUCCAUCUUCAGAUCUUGUUGACCUUUUGCUAUCAGAAGCUAAAGAACUGUUAGCGCCAAUCCUCUCCAACAAGGACGCUCUGCCAUGGGACAGGGACCCGUGCCUGCCUGCGGAAGGAAUCCCAAAUUACAAGGACCACCUUCAUCAGAAGACCACGUGGCCCCCUCCUGCAGGCCAGACCAAGAGUGACCAACCACAGCCACCAAGCCCAACAGAACUGCCUAAGAAGCUGACAUAAAUAUCCCAUGGCUUGGAGGUGCACCCAACCACGGCCGUCCAUCCCAGGGGAGAGGGGAAAGACACCCCCCAGGCACCUCAGCUUCCAGGCCAAGCAGACUGAGAACAAGCUUUCUGACACAAGACUAAUUCUUCCUAACUAUCCAAGACUUUUUCAGCAACCUCCCCCUGCGUGUCUACCUCUGAGUUAUCAUACAAGGCUUUUUGCUCACGGUUUUGCAGCUUUAUAGGAAAAAUAUUCUCAAGAGGCUACAGAGGCCUGGAUUUCAGUGGCAGCCUUUUAGAGCUUGUAUUCUGGGUAGCAUGAAUGUACCUGAGGGACUCAGGGGUCUCCAACAGAUCCCUUUUGGUAUUUCAGAUGAAAAACCAAAGUCUAUUUAGUGACUGUAAUCAAAGCAGCUUAAUCCGUAGUGUACUAGCUGUCUUGGGAUAGGUAUUCUCUUUUUAUUCUUUUUGUAUAGCUUAUCCCAGCUGCAGUGCUUGAGGUGGGAAGCAGCACCUCAGGCAGUUGUUGGCCAGAGUGCAGACAGGCAGCGGGGUGCUGCGGUCACAGCGCGGACACCGAGCCCUCCCUGGAACGCGGGGCGGGACGUGGUGGGCAUAGUGAACAUAGCUCAGUAAAGGUCCCUGGUGUCACUGGGAAAUGAGAUCCACAUGAUGCAAGACUGAGACAGCAAUGAAUGGGGAUCAGAUCUGAGAUGGGCAGAGGUCUGGAAAAUAAAAUGGAAACACUCCUCACAAGGGGUUUGCUCUCUGGGUUCUGAUUGCAGCUGCUGCGUUCAGCGUCUCACAGACAAAGACACAGCCUGAGACCAUUUUUCCUCCCUCUUAUUUUGGCAGCUCCUGGGGAGAUGCAUUGAGAAGUUGCAGGAAAAUGGGGUACAAUCUGGCUUUUACAAAUAAUUUGUUAAGAUUACUUCAAAUCUUCUUUGUGGGGGUUCAAAGCAUGUGGAUCCUUUAUUGUCUAAAUUAAAGGCUUAGGAAAAAUCAUGACCCUCACCAGUAUCUCCUGCACUCGAGGUAUACUGUACUGUUAAACCAGCAACUGUGUGGUGAACUAUACCACAUAAAUAACCAGUCUGAAA